AUGCGCUUUGCAUCCAUCCUGACCGUCCUGACUGCUGCAAUCACCAUGUCUGCUGCCACCAACCCCACCACCACCCCCGAUGGCCUCGUCAUAGAGACCAUCAAGGCCGUCCAGAGUGACCGCCGCACUGUCAAUGGCGACCAAGUCAAGGUGCAUUACCGUGGUACCUUGCAAUCCAACGGCCAGAAAUUCGAUGCCAGUUACGACCGCGGUGAGCCAUUGGGCUUCAUCCUCGGUAGCGGCAUGGUUAUCAAGGGCUGGGAACAAGGGCUUCUUGGAAUGGCCAUCGGCGAGAAGAGAAAGCUCACCAUCCCGCCAAAUCUCGCCUACGGAGACAGAGGAAUUGGUCCCAUCCCCGGCGGUGCCACCUUGAUCUUUGAGACCGAGUUGGUGGAAAUCUCCAAGGGCGAGCUCUAA
Molecule: messenger RNA, 417 nt
Organism: Trichophyton benhamiae CBS 112371
Lineage: Eukaryota; Fungi; Ascomycota; Eurotiomycetes; Onygenales; Arthrodermataceae
Product: FKBP-type peptidyl-prolyl isomerase, putative
Exons: 2
Coding region: 1-417 (138 amino acids)
Biological process (GO): protein peptidyl-prolyl isomerization
Molecular function (GO): peptidyl-prolyl cis-trans isomerase activity
Source: RefSeq, a predicted model, not a curated record